Molecule: messenger RNA, 1108 nt
Organism: Boleophthalmus pectinirostris (great blue-spotted mudskipper)
Lineage: Eukaryota; Metazoa; Chordata; Actinopteri; Gobiiformes; Gobiidae
Product: NADH-cytochrome b5 reductase 2
Exons: 9
Coding region: 105-1013 (302 amino acids)
Cellular component (GO): mitochondrion
Molecular function (GO): oxidoreductase activity; FAD binding
Source: RefSeq, a predicted model, not a curated record
AGACCACACCUCCUUUUACUUUCUGACAGCAUGAACUCUGCCCAAGAGUGGACUUUGAGAGUGUAGUGGUUUCAGGAAACACUACCAAGGCCUCAGCCAAAAUCAUGGACCCAACACUGAUUGUGGUGGCAGCAUGUGUACUUGUAGCCACAGUGCUGUUCUUCAUUCUCCAAUCUUCUGGUGGUGAAAAGAAAAAAAACCUGCCAGUCACUCUCCAGGAUCCUGCAGUAAAAUAUCCUCUCCGCCUCACUGACAAACAGGAAAUCAACCACGAUACAAAGAAAUUUCGCUUUGGCCUUCCCUCUGAGUCCCAUAUCCUUGGGCUGCCAGUUGGUCAGCAUGUGUAUCUAUCAGCAAAAGUCAAUGGCUCUCUUGUGGUUCGAGCAUACACCCCAGUGUCCAGUGAUGAAGACCAGGGCUACGUGGACCUUGUUGUGAAGGUGUACUACAAGAAUGUGCACCCCUCAUAUCCAGAAGGAGGAAAGAUGUCUCAGUAUUUGGACAACAUGGCCAUUGGAGACAGCAUUGAUUUCAGAGGCCCCAAUGGACUUCUGAUUUACAAAGGCAAUGGAAAGUUUUCCAUCAGACCAGACAAGAAGUCAGAGCCAGAAAUAAAGAAGUUUAAGCACGUGGCUAUGAUUGCUGGAGGAACAGGGAUCACUCCAAUGCUCCAGUUGGUUCGCAGGAUCACAGCAGACCCCUCCGACAAUACCAAAUGCUCACUCAUAUUUGCCAAUCAGACAGAGAAGGAUAUUUUAUUGAGAGAAGAGUUGGAGGAGGUAAAGAAGAACCAUCCUGACCAGUUCAGCCUGUGGUACACACUGGACAAACCUCCACAGGACUGGAGCUACAGUUCAGGGUUCGUGACAGCGGACAUGAUCAAGGACCACCUCCCUGCUCCCUCCAGUGAUGUCCUGGUUGUGUUGUGUGGUCCCCCACCUAUGAUACAGUAUGCAUGUUUGCCAAACCUGGACAAGCUGGGUCACAAAGCUGAUAAUAUUUUUGCAUACUGAUUUGGCUAACACAGAAACAACCAACUUUGAAUGUCUGUUUGUUAUUUUAUACUUGACAUUUGUAACUAUGUGAAAUAAAGCACAUUUUCACACAA